Oppiella nova is the source of this 399-nucleotide messenger RNA. NCBI's taxonomy places the organism in Eukaryota, Metazoa, Arthropoda, Arachnida, Sarcoptiformes, Oppiidae. The record is from the annotation of a GenBank genome assembly.
AUGGAUAUGCCCUGGUCAUUGGCUAAAUCAUUGAGCACGCACAUUUUAAACACAAUUAAACAAGCGCGAAACUCGAAACCCGAACAAAUUAAAUACUACAACAUCAACGAGACUAUUGUGACCAGGAACAUUUCACAAAUUAUCGACUUGUUUAUGAACCACACUGUUAACUUUAAUGAGCAAGCAUGUCUUAAAGUACGGGAACGGGAUAUGGGCCGGGAGUUGAUGAACAACUGUUACGCCGAAAUGGCGUCCCUUAUAAGGGAUACCAUCGCCAGAGACUACGUGACAGUCGUGUGCGAGAAGGCCUACUGUGUGACAGCCUUUUUCAAUCGUCCAGCAGUUAUGUAUGAGUUCUUUUUGGGCCCUUUAUAUAUAGGGGUCUAUAGAAAUAAUUAA